Messenger RNA from Cucurbita maxima (winter squash), 1584 nucleotides. Its product is annotated as cytokinin dehydrogenase 3-like. The record is from RefSeq and is a predicted model, not a curated record. Gene Ontology annotation, molecular function: cytokinin dehydrogenase activity; FAD binding. NCBI's taxonomy places the organism in Eukaryota, Viridiplantae, Streptophyta, Magnoliopsida, Cucurbitales, Cucurbitaceae. Gene Ontology annotation, biological process: cytokinin metabolic process. The coding region runs from base 2 to 1543 and encodes 513 amino acids. The transcript is spliced from 5 exons.
AAUGGCGGCGCCCAAUAAUUUUCUGCUCAUAAUUUUCAAUUGUGUUCUUAUCCUCCAAAACGCGCCGUUUUUGGCAGUGGCUUUACCUCUACCGGAGGCCAUCUCGGCGAAGCUUAGAAAUGAUUCCGAGACGAUUAAAUUGGCUUCCACGGAUUAUGGCCGGAUUAUUGAAGAGAAACCUUACGGCGUUUUCUUUCCGGGGAACGGCAGCGACAUCGCCGGGCUGAUACAGUUCAUGUAUGGAAGUCCGACGCCGAUGGAUAUCGCUGCCCGCGGUCAUGGGCAUUCCGUCCAGGGGCAGUCCUUGGUGGAGAACGGAAUUGUGGUGAAUAUGACCUCGCUCGGCGGUUUGGACGGCAGAAUUGUGGUGUCGACUACGACGGCGUUGGGUCCGUAUGCUGACGUGGGCGGCGAGCAGCUGUGGAUCGAUGUGUUGCAUGCGACGAUGGCGAAGGGGCUUAGCCCGUUGUCGUUGACGGAUUAUUUGCGUCUGACCGUCGGAGGGACGCUGUCCAACGCCGGAGUUGGUGGUCAGACGUUUCGGUUUGGGCCUCAGAUCAGCAAUGUUCUUGAACUUGACGUAGUAACUGGAAAAGGAGAGUUGUUGACGUGCUCUCCUACCAACAAUCCCGAGCUCUUUUACGGCGCCCUCGGUGGUUUGGGUCAGUUUGGUGUGAUUACUCGAGCUAGAAUCCCCCUUGGCCCGGCGCCCACGAGGGCUAAAUGGGUUCGUAUGCUUUACACCAACUUCUCUGCAUUUACAAGUGAUCAAGAACUUUUGAUAUCCAACAAUGGAAAAGAGAAAUCCAACGGCCUUAAUUACCUUGAAGGUUUGCUUUUGCUAGAAUUAAAAGCACCUGAUAAUUCCUCCUUCUACCCUCUACCCGACCAGCCCAAGAUAUCCUCCCUUAUCUCUCAACACGGCAUCGUUUACGUCCUUGAAGUCGUCAAGUACUAUGAUCAACAAUCAGCUGGUUCUGUUGACCAGGACCUCGAGAAAUUGUUGACGGGGUUGAGAUUUGAGGCGGGGUUAAAGUUCAUUAAAGAUGUUUCGUACGAAGAGUUUCUAGAUCGAGUUCACACCGAUGAACUAGCGUUAAGAUCUCUCGGGUUAUGGGACGUUCCUCAUCCGUGGCUAAAUCUUUUCAUUCCAAAGUCGAAACUUUUCGAAUUUGAAUGGGGUGUUUAUAGAAGCAUUAUUCAAAAGCGUAAACUCACUACAGGCGUACUCCUCUUCUACCCGAUCUUCAAAAACAAAUGGGAUGAGAAGACUUCCGCCGUGAUACCCGACGAGGACGUGUUCUACAUGGCCGGGUUUCUUUUCUCGAGCGGAUUCAAUAAUUGGCAAACGUUUGAGGAACAUAAUAGAGACAUAUUGAAGUUCUGUGCUGAAGCUGGAAUUGGAGCUAAGCUGUAUCUUCCACAUUUUGAAAGUCAAAAGGAAUGGAUUGACCAUUUUGGUCGGAAAUGGCCUGUUUUCCAGCAGAGGAAGGCCUUGUUUGACCCUAAACACUUGCUCUCUCCGGGACAGAAAAUUUUCUAGUUAUUUUAAUUUCUACUUAAAAUAAAUUAAAUGUAUUACAU